This is a messenger RNA of Penicillium soppii, 1404 nucleotides long. Its product is annotated as DUF614 domain protein. Bases 1 to 1404 code for a protein of 467 amino acids. The transcript has 2 exons. Lineage: Eukaryota; Fungi; Ascomycota; Eurotiomycetes; Eurotiales; Aspergillaceae. The record is from RefSeq and is a predicted model, not a curated record.
AUGAGCCGUUCGAACCUAAACACCUCUGUUGGAGGCAACCACAAUAGGUAUUCUUUCAUGGAAACACCACUUGAGAUGCACCCGUCAACCAAGCUCCCAAACCUAUCGCUGCAUCCCCCGGAUUCGAGAGCGCGGCCCGCGCAAGAGCCAGAAGAACCAAGAAUGCACCGGCGAGAAUGGUCGUAUGCACCGAGUGAAAAGCAAUUACAGGAUCAAGGCGUAAUGCCCGACCAAGCCAAGCGCCCGGCGCCUGAACAGCACCCGGCGAACUAUGCGCCGAUGGCGAAUGUACCUGAGCAGCCAGAGUCAUUUAGCCCUCCGAUGUCUCCCCAAUACGCCACCGCGCAUAGGAACCAGUAUUCUAGCGCGAUGUCCCCUCAAUAUGCAACCGUGCAAGCGAAUCAGCGGCAAAAUCCUCCAUUGUCUCCUCAAUAUGCAACUGUGCAUGGGAAUCAGCAGUACAGUCCUCCGAUAUCUCCUCACUAUCCGACUACACAUGGGAACCAGUAUGGGACAUAUGGCGCUUCUCAGUCAUACACGACCCUACCUCAUCAAACGAUCUCUCACCAGUAUAUAAACCAAUAUAAAGCUACCUCCCCGCAAGAGGAUAGCACACAGUUAUCUCCGCAGUCAUAUGCGACAUACUCGCACGCCCAGUCCUACCCAACUAUCCCGGACCAGCAACGCAGCCUCUCAAUAUCCCCCCAGCCAUACACAAGCUACACCGAAACGCCAGUCUCCCCCGAACAACCUAAAUCUCCAGGCCCACUCCCAGUCAAAGUCAGCCCCGAAUCGCCCGGCGGCGAAACUGUGACUAUCGCCCCAGAUUCAAACCCCCUCCAAUCACCUCAAGAAUCAUACUUCCCGCCCCCAACAAGAGCAGCAACCCAGCCAGCAUCCUACCAACAAGAAGACCUCAGCGCCUACCACCAACCAGGCCAAACAACCCACCCAAACCAAGAAGUCACCGGUGGUGGCUGGAGCAACGGGCUGUGCGAAUUCUCCAACCUCGGAAUCUGCUGCCUAGGCGCGUUCUGUCCGUGCAUCCUAUACGGACGGACGCAGCACCGCCUCUCGAUGAAAUCGAAAAAAGAGGACCCAACCAACAUGCUCAGCUACGAGACUUGUAACGCGUCAUGUACGGCGAUGGGUCUGCUCUGCGGCUGUCAAUGGCUCCUGGCAACAAUCCAACACACAAGGACAAGAAACGCAUACGGCAUCCAAGGCAGUAUUGCCUCGGACUGUGUGCGCGCCACAUGCUGUACAUGCUGCACCUUGAUACAGGAUGAGAAGGAGAUCCAGAAGCGCGAGGAACUGCGAGCCCGCUCUGCGAGGGAAAGGGGGGUGGCUAUGCUCUCGCCGUAUACUACCCCCGGACCGAUGUCCUAUGGCCCGCAGAGGUGA